CUUUGAAAUUGACUUUGAAACCAUUUGACCAUUUGAAAUUGUAUUUGACUUAAACACAUCAAUCAUUUACAACGUCGUUAAAUCCAAUUAUUUGAAAACAUGAGUUCAUUCUAUUUUGGUGCAGAUGAGUCUUUAACUCAAGGAGCUUACAUUACUGAUCAAAACUGUAAUAAUAGCGAGAAUCAAGAUAUUCAAGUUCACUCUGAACCAUGCGAGAUCUUAACACCUGAAAUUAAUUUUGAAUUAUCAAUCCAAGAUCCUAAAGUGAUGCAAAGCAAUCAGUGUUACUCUCAACUAGCAGAAAAUGUUCUUUCAAGUUCAGAUGCGAUGCCUACUCAAUUUCGAAGAAUUCAAAGUUCUCAAUCAACUAAUGGCAAUCGUGAAAAAGUUAAACUGCAUGAAAAAUCGCGUAAUCGCUCUGUUUUUCGUAGUCGCAAGUCUCAAAGACGUGGAUCUGGCAAGAGCCGAUCAAGAAGUGCACGCAAACCAUCUGUUACCCGUCGUGAAAGGUUCUUAUAAUAAUCAUAACAUAUUUUAUUUAUUCAAAGUACUUAAAUUGCUAGUGAUUAAACUUCUUAUGAAUUUUGUUGCUUGAAAUUGUUCUUUGUAGAAAAGCUAUAGUGUGGCACGGUGUGAUCAUGGUUGCCACGACUUUGAGCCUUUCUCAAAAGAUGGGGGGUAAAAUCCCCGAAAGAUAUUAAUUCCACGAUUCUGCGGGAUAAUAACCCCGAAAAACGCAAAUUUUUAUAUAUUCCCUGCGGGAUAAUAUUCCCACUUAGAAAUACACGUGGAAUUAUUAUCCUUCCGGGAAGAUAAUAAUUUCACUUACAUUUCUAAGUG
Molecule: messenger RNA, 840 nt
Organism: Chironomus riparius
Lineage: Eukaryota; Metazoa; Arthropoda; Insecta; Diptera; Chironomidae
Source: the annotation of a GenBank genome assembly